This is a messenger RNA of Effrenium voratum, 411 nucleotides long. Lineage: Eukaryota; Dinophyceae; Suessiales; Symbiodiniaceae. The record is from the annotation of a GenBank genome assembly.
AUGUCGUUUGCGCUGGAUGAGGCUGGGGAUCAGGCGGCGGGAGCAGCGCAGAAGGAGCUGGAUGCGAUAAAGGACAAGAUGACAAACUCGCUGGAGGCUGGCAAGGACGACGGCGAGGCAGACGCUGCUGUGGAGGCAGUCAAGGAGGAGGAGGACACAGGUGAUCCACCAGACGUGGACGACGAGCUGCCGGGCCCUUUCUACACCCAGGCCUGGUUCCUGGCGCUCUCGCUCUUCAGCCUGGCAGGGGUCACCAGCUUCGUGGUCUGGCAAGCCGCCCAGCUGAACAAGGACGCGAAGCCUCCUGAGGACGAGCUUGACCAGUAUGCCCAUGACCCGCGGGCGCCCGUGGCGCCGGCCAAGGGCAAGGGCAAGGGCAAGGGCAAAGGCGCUGAGGCCGCGGCUUCCUAG